CUUUGCUUCAAGAAAGGUGACAUCAUAACAGUGACACAGUGUCUCGAAGGAGGAUGGUGGGAAGGAACCCUGAAUGGACAUACUGGCUGGUUCCCCAAUAACUACACCAAGGAAGUCAAAACUGACAUCAGUUACAAGAACAAAUCUGGAGAGAUGCCUGUCUAUAAGAGGGAGAGCAUGCAGCUUUACCACAAUGUGGUGUUGAAGAAUGUCAUCGAAACUGAGAAGACCCAUGUCUCAGAGAUGCUGAGAGUGUUGCAGUCAUACCUCAAGCCUUUGGAAAGCACCAAUUUACUAACUGUAGCAGAGUAUCACUUGCUUGUGGGCAACACCGAAGAGAUUAUCGCAUUCCAGCAGUCUUUCCUUGCUGCCUUAGAGGAGUGUGAAAAAAUGCCAUCAUCACAGAGACGAAUUGGAGGAAUCUUUAUGGAGUUUGCCCCUAGAGUCAAAGAGCUGUACUCUACUUACUGUGCCAACCAUCCCAAGGCUGUAUCAGUUUUACAGAAAAAGAGAGAAGAGCUGGGGAAGUAUAUAGAAAGUCAAGGGGCACCAUCACCAGGAGCACAGACUCUGACCACAAUUCUGUCCAAGCCAUUCACACGUCUAGAGAAAUACCCAAGUCUGCUGAAGGAGCUGGAGAGGCAUGUAGAGGAAAGCCACCCAGACAGAGGAGACACACAGAGGGCUAUAGCAGUGUACAGAAAUAUUGCAAACUCCUGUCUGGAAAUUAGGAAAUUAAAGGAAAUGGAGUUUGAGAUUAUAACUAGCACAAUCCAGGGAUGGGAAGGAGAGGAAAUCUCUAAACUCGGCGAAGUGAUACAUUUAUCACAAGUCAAGAUGAUCACACAGACUGGAGACAAAUAUGAGCGUAUUUUUGUUCUCUUCUCAUCCUGUCUGGUUAUGUUAUCCAUGAGCCCACGGUUGAGCAGCUAUCAUUAUGAGGGUAAAAUCCCGUUGAGUGGCUUGACUGCAACUUAUUGUGAGCAGGCAGAAAACUACCAGAAUGCUUUUGAUAUCUCAGGACCUAUGAUUGAGAAAAUCACAGUACUGUGUGGAACAAAAAUGGAGGUAACUGCCUGGUUAGAAAUUUUGAACCAGCAAGUGUCUCAGUCAGCAAAUCCAACCACUUCCACAAAACCUCAGCCUUUACAAACUACAACAUGCCAGACUAACGUCAGCACAGUCACCCCGGCUAAAACUGCCCAGAUCUCAUCAAACCCACCCACAGCCCCACCACCCCAGUUCCCUGUCAUGUCCAACAAGACCUCAAGUGUCUGGAGCAUGACCUGUUUGAGGCCCUCUCCGCCGCUGAGGCCAACUCUGAUGUGCCGAGAAGAAGUUCUCAAAUCUCCAAGGGCAGGACGGAAGUCGACGCAUAAACGAAAACCAGUCCGCACAUACUCUGGAGAGGAGACAGAUUGGCAUAGUAAAAAUGAUCCAAAGGUAUACAAUGAGGACGCCUUCAUCCUACAGGUGAUAGAAGCCUACUGCAACAGUAUUAAGACCAGGCACACAGUGAAUUCAUUGGACUUGUCCAAGCUGCGACUGUCUGACAGCUCUGGUUCAGAGAGUGGAGCCUACACGGAUACUCUCAACUCCCCAGACCUGGAUGACUACACCAGCAUGGUCAGCGGAGGACAACCGGUCAUGAGCGGCUUCUGCUGUGCCACCUUCCCUCUAACACGAGGGCUGGCUCGGACAAUCAAGCGUUUGUGA
This is a messenger RNA of Candidula unifasciata, 1716 nucleotides long. NCBI's taxonomy places the organism in Eukaryota, Metazoa, Mollusca, Gastropoda, Stylommatophora, Geomitridae. The record is from the annotation of a GenBank genome assembly.